Molecule: messenger RNA, 381 nt
Organism: Aaosphaeria arxii CBS 175.79
Lineage: Eukaryota; Fungi; Ascomycota; Dothideomycetes; Pleosporales
Exons: 2
Coding region: 1-381 (126 amino acids)
Source: RefSeq, a predicted model, not a curated record
AUGUUCUUCUUCUUCACCUGCGGAACCCACACCUUCUCCUCCCGCCUCUCGGGCCACGAGAACCUCACCGUCCAGUGCCAGAACUGCGGAAACUUCUCGGGCCACUUGUAUAAACGCUGGGAGUGGUUCACAUUCUGCUUCAUACCCAUCGUGCCCUUCUCGCUAAAGCCGUACCGCGACGUCGGGUGCCACAUUUGCAACUUCUACCAGGACAUCAAGUACAGGCCGGAUGUGCAGGCGCAAAUGGGCGGAGGGGGACAGCAGCAGCAGGGUUAUGCGAUGGGGCCGCCGCAGGGUCAGCAGGGACAGCAGGGCUAUGGGGGACAUUAUCAGGGACAAGGGGGACCGCCGCCGCAUGGAGGUGUGCCGCAGUAUAAGUGA